UCUUCUUCCUUGCUUAGGUUAAGCCAGUAAACGCGUCAUUUGUCGCAAGUGCGCAUUCUUGACAGUUUGGGUUGGCGGGGUGGCUGAGGUCUAAAUGGAUGCGUGCAGCUGAAGCUUUCGCCUGGAGAGGAGGAAGUUAGCUGGUGCAAAUGUCAGCGAGAGCGGACUGAAGUUUAUCGGAACGAUGCAGAAGCCGGGGAGCUGGCUGAGACCUACCUGAAUCAGCGCGGCCAAAGGCUGCCAUUAUAAAGGCCUGCAUGGAGAACCCGUCCCCAACAGACCGGCGGCUGGCGUGGGCGCGCACCAGCCGGCACUGGGUCACUUUGGAGGACAGGGACCCCCAGGAGCCCCGCGUGCCCGCCACCCCCUCUGACACCCUACCGGAUGAUGACGUCUUCUUGGAAGGAUGCUGCGCAGGAAAGAUCGAGAGCUGGCUCCGAGGCUGCGGGCCAGAGCAGGGUGCCGAAGACCCCAGUCACAUGACUGUUGAGGCUUUGCUGAAAGCCAGCAGCAGUUUUGAAGAUGACCUGAGUCUUGGUGCAGAAGCCACUGUGUUAAAUAUUGAAGAGGAUGGACCAGAGACAGGAACCUGCCCUCUACUGCUGUCUCCACCCAGGCCUCGUCAGAAACGUCCGGACACCAGCCUCCAGCAGAAACUCAGCCUGCCAUUGGUCAACCUGGGUCACAGCAUGGCGUCUAGCGGCCUUUCAUCCGAAACCAGCAAGACAGCAUCCAGCGUGUCAGAGGUGCUGCAGCUCUGUGCGGAGGACGCGGAGGAGACGCUGUACCAGCUGGGUUUUGGCUGUGACGAGCUGCAGGUCCCCGCCCGCAUCCCCGCCCGCUUCUUCAGCUUCCCGUCCCGGCUUCGCGGCAUCAACUUCCGCCUCUUCCUGGAGUCGCAGCUGCGCCGGCUGCGCGAGGAGGACCCGGGCCUGUCGCUCGCCAGUCGUUUCCGGCAGGUGGAGGUGCUGACGGCGAUGGCUAACGCCUUCUACUCGCUGUACUCGCACGUGUCGCGGACGCCGCUGCAGAAGCUGGCCCCGCCCGAGCUGAGCUUCUCGCCGUCGCCCGUGGAGACCAAGAUCGGCUCGCGGUUCUUCAGCAACGUCCGCAGCGAGCCCCGCUCGCCCGUCGAGCGCUUCAAGGACACCGUCUCCAAAAUGUGCCUCUACACAGGCCCCUCCCUCUCCCGCGGCCCAGACCCCGCCUCCCCGCGCAAGCGCCGCAGCCUGCCCGACGUGGUCGGCAUGGUAAUAGGGAGCGUCAGGUCAGAGGUCCUGUUGCAGGACCAGGAAGCUGGGGACAAGGCCCAGGGGAAGGCCGACGAAGAGGGGGGGGACCCUGGGGAAAGGGGCGGGGUCAGGGAGACGGACAGCGGAAGAGCCGCUAGACCUGAACCGGACAGCACUAAGUGCCAGGCGGCAGUUCGUCCGCGACGUUCCAUUUCUGGCAAGUUCCGGCCCGGUUCGGAGCCCAGCCCUGCUCCUGGUCUGGCCGGCCCAGCGGAACCCUUGGCCUCGCGACUCGAACCCGGUGCCGGCUGUGCUCCCAUUCGCAAGAUCACCCAGGACGUCAUCUGCCCUCAAAUCACAGAGAGCGUCAGACUGGCUCCAUUCAGGUCGCUCAAAAGAGCGCCCCCUCCUGGAGGGGUUCCCUUGCAGGACACGUCCACUGACCCCCCGGCCUGCGGGGGUGGGUCCGGGACGGACCAGGCCGUCCGAAACACAGGCGCAGGGGCCGGGAGUGUAGAAAAUAAACCUGUGCGGGACGAGGCCUGUUUGGCCGGAAUCGGACCGCCGGACCCCCUGCCCACGCCUCCCCCCGUCCUCUCCGCAGAGCCGUCGCCUUGCCGCAUCACCGUGACCGGGUGGGAGGGGGACGUUGCCGCCGGUUACGCGGACGCGCCCAGUCACGCCAGGCCCAAUGUGAUCGCCCCUACCUCAGACUCCGGGGGCUGCCCAAAUUUCCUGAGCCCCAACAGAGCUCCGUCCCUGGGGCAGGAGCCGCGUCCCGGCGAUCAGCAGGCGAACUCCUUUGAGCUGGAGGAGGUUCACAGUGCUGGUGAAGACGAUGGUCCCGCUCUUCUGUCCCAGGUUCAAAGUGCGGGGGAAGACGAUGCUGGACCGACAGACGGCCGGACUGUCAUGGCCGCAGCUCCACUGUCUGCCGUCAAAAGACACCAAGAUGUUAUUCUGAGGGGUGACAGUCUGCAGUCAGACAGCAGCGGCUACGCUGAGGAAGACUGUAACCCUUCCUCACUCUGACCGACAAUCUCCUGCAGUUCACCAUGCUCUUCCUCACCCUGAGACACACUCCCACAGCUCACCAUGCUCUUCCUCACCCUGAAAGACACACUCCCACAGCUCACCAUGCUCUUCCUCACCCUGAGACACACUCCCACAGCUCACCAUGCUCUUCCUCACCCUGAGACACACUCCCACAGCUCAUCAUGCUCUUCCUCACCCUGCAAAACACACUCCCACAGCUCACCAUGCUCUUCCUCACCCUGAGACACACUCCCACAGCUCAUCAUGCUCUUCCUCACCCUGAAAGACACACUCCCACAGCUCACCAUGCUCUUCCUCACCGAGACACACUCCCACAGCUCAUCAUGCUCUUCCUCACCCUGAACGAUACACUCCCACAGCUCAUCAUGCUCUUCCUCACCCUGAAAGACACUCCCACAGCUCAUCGUGCUCUUCCUCACCCUGAAAGACACUCCCACAGCUCAUCGUGCUCUUCCUCACCCUGAAAGACACUCCCACAGCUCAUCGUGCUCUUCCUCACCCUGAACACUCCUGCCGCUCACCAUGUUCUUCCUCACCCUGAACACUCCUGCAGCUCACCAUGCUCUUCCUCACCCUGAACACUCCUGCAGCUCACCAUACUCUUCCCACUCUGAGGACUCCUGAAGCUCACCAUGCUCUUCCUCACCCUGAAAGACACAGUCCCCCAGCACGUCAGCCACUUCCACAGCAGAAAGAUCUAGAAGCGCCUGCCGUAGCUACUAAAGGACGGACCUGCAAUAAGGGACUGCCCUUGACUUUGCAUGUUUCGGGUUCUUUGCAUGAUAUUCGCCAUUGGACUGGCCGACUGGGGACGGUUUGCCAAGACGGAGCACGGCCCGUCCCUGCAGUUACACAAACCUUCAGCUACGGCUAAAAUACCACCAUUAUGACUUUGGACAUCCAGAGAAAACAGUACACUCCUUUCCCGAAGGCACCUCCAUUCGCUAAAAAUGAUAAGAGUAGGAGUUAUAUCCCAGUGAUAUUACAUCCUCAUUUGCCUGUAGAUUUGGUUUUGACUUAUGAAAUCCAGGCCUCUCCUGUCUUUCGGGGGGUAAGGCAGUUUGCGAGAUUAUGGCGUGGAGUUCUACUGUAUGCAGUAGAUAUUUACGGCUCGCCACAGAAGGACCCGCUACGCUCGCUGGGAGACUGCAGUCAGGGUCCAGGGCCCCGCGUUCGUCGGACCGUUUAUGACAGAACGCGUCUUUUAUUCUGUAUCCUCCUGCCUUUCUUUAUUUAUGAAUCAUAUGUAGUGUAAUUUAUUAAAAAUCAACCAGUCUUAUGCA
Molecule: messenger RNA, 3571 nt
Organism: Anguilla rostrata (American eel)
Lineage: Eukaryota; Metazoa; Chordata; Actinopteri; Anguilliformes; Anguillidae
Gene: tespa1
Product: thymocyte expressed, positive selection associated 1
Exons: 13
Coding region: 258-2264 (668 amino acids)
Molecular function (GO): signaling receptor binding
Source: RefSeq, a predicted model, not a curated record